AUGCCAACUACAAUCACGCACGUCGUGUAUCCAACAAUCCUGGCCGCACUCGUUGCAUACGUAGCGACAUUACAGCCCACAUUCACGCAGGGCUUCAUCCUUGGACAGCUUUCCAUCUUGUUCUUGCUUGCACUCGUCCUCAAGUAUCUUUUUCUCGACUCGUCUGCCACACCCGCCGUCCCACCGUCAUUUGCACCACUAUCUGCACAAGAACGCGGUGCAAAGGCCGGUCAUGUAUUCGAGGAAAAACUAGACGAGAGUGUUACGUCUCUGCCGUUGCCGUUGCACGACGGCACAGAGUCUGCGGAAUGGUUCAAUCUCAUCCUUCACGAAGUAUUUAACGCGUAUCGUCAACAGUUACGAGACAAUGUUAGAGGAGACGCUGGAAACGAUAUUGCACGGACACGCAUACAACGAUACUUGAACGAACACAGAGGCUCAGGACUCAUUGAUCCAAUCGUCGUCAAUGCAGUCUCACUGGGUCAUUCAGCCCCAAAGCUUUCCAAUGCGCAUAUUAUUCCACGCGCAGUCGACCAAAAGGACGCGACAGGUCCACAAAUCCGCAUCGAGGCGACGUACACCGACACGGUAUCGUUGGGCCUUUCGACAUCCGUCUGUUUCAAUCAACCCGUUCCUGGAUUUGCAAGAUUACCCGUCUCGCUCUCCGUCGCACUCAACUUUCUCCGCGCGACCAUUCUCAUCUUCCCCCCAGCACCAGACGACCCAGAGCCGACGUUGACAUUGCAACUCCAACCAGAUGUCGAACUAUCGCUUCAUACAAACUCUUUAUUCGGCUUGCGAGCUAAACUCGAAAAUGUCUCAAAGGUGCACGAGUUGCUGGAGAACCGGAUUCGAAGGGCAUUGGUUGAACGAGGGACAUGGCGCAUUCACCUCCCGUUGAAAAAGACAUAG
Messenger RNA from Serendipita indica DSM 11827, 912 nucleotides. Lineage: Eukaryota; Fungi; Basidiomycota; Agaricomycetes; Sebacinales; Serendipitaceae. The record is from the annotation of a GenBank genome assembly.